AUGGCGAAUCGCAACGUUUGCUCUUUAAUUUGCCACAUAAACGUUCGCAUCGGCUGGACCAUCUUCGGAAUUCUGUUCGGCAUUUCGGCCAUUCUGACGUAUUCGAUCAAAUUCAAAAAUUGGUCGGCCACCGGCACGUGUGCAAUUGCCACGUUGUUCGCCUGCCAAACUUUGUGGAUGUACUGGGCGCUCAAGAAAAACACGAUUGUGAACUGGAGCAGGCGCACUUUUGCGUGGAUGAUUUGGCCGAGUUAGUGGUGGCGCGUUUUUGGUGUCUUGACACCAAAAAUGCGCAAAACUUGAAUUUCAGACAUCUUCAUCGGUCUCCUCGGACUUUUGCUCUGCUUAGUCUGCUACAUUUUUGCAGGAAUCACACAUCAAGGCGCCGGAUCCAUUCAAGGUUCGAAAAAUGUUGUCCCGCGCCUAAAACUGAUCAAUUUUCAGCAAUGUACGGCGAGAAUCUGUGGUUCACCGGCUCGUGGAGCCUCGUCAUCACAAAAUGGACGUGGCAAAACGCGUUUUUCGCGCGGAAGUACGCGAAAAAGUUGGGCGGCGGAGCGGUCGAAGGAUCGGAAGUGUCGGUGGCCGAGGAAGACGUGGAAGUCGGGAAAUAA
Messenger RNA from Caenorhabditis sp. 36 PRJEB53466, 614 nucleotides. The record is from the annotation of a GenBank genome assembly. NCBI's taxonomy places the organism in Eukaryota, Metazoa, Nematoda, Chromadorea, Rhabditida, Rhabditidae.